Colletotrichum paranaense is the source of this 4545-nucleotide messenger RNA. RefSeq lists its product as uncharacterized. Lineage: Eukaryota; Fungi; Ascomycota; Sordariomycetes; Glomerellales; Glomerellaceae. The record is from RefSeq and is a predicted model, not a curated record. The transcript has 3 exons. The coding region runs from base 1 to 4545 and encodes 1514 amino acids.
AUGGCGACUGCGCUACGCAAGGCUUCGCGAUUGAAGCCGGAUAUACGACUGGCGCAAGCAGUCUCGGAGUUUGAAGCUUCCCUCAACUCUACACAGAAGGCAUCUUUCCGAAAUGAGCGUUCUACGGCAUGCAAGAACCCUCCAAGCGCGGCUGACGUGAUGCAACUCACGGCCAAAAUUGACCAUGAGGCUCGUCAGAAGCGGCUUUCAUCCCGGUGCUUUGGACCUCGCCUGACCAACUUGCUUCAGGCAGUUCAACAAUUUGCUGCCUUGGGCGAUGUUGUGAUUUGUAUUGGUUUUUCAACAUACCUUGAAAAACUUUCCCUGCUUUUCAUGGCGGCUGGUCGCGAGGCCCCUCGGCACCAGGCAAUGGCUUUAAUUUACCCGAUGUCCAAAGCCUUACAAACUUACCUCUGCGAGUACUUCAUCGUUGUGACUCACAUCUGCCAACGGGUGCAGUCCUUUACGCAAAAAUCGAUGAUGGGUCAACUAGCCGCGUCCCUGAACGAUUCAGACCUAAAGGGGUUUCAGUCAGACCUUGAACUAUGGUCAAAUUCGAUAAAACAAGAGGCGAACCUGCAGCUGAAUGAACAUUUCAAGACUGAAGCUCAUUUGAGUGCGGAAACACGAGGGAUGACAGCUCUAUGGACCAAGUCUACGACACGGCGAUUUGAUGUCGCAAAGAAGCUGAAAUGGCUAGACUCUUGCUCUACUUACGACUUCGAGACAACCUGGAAGCAAACGCAAAAGUUGGGAUUGACUUCGUUACUUUCCAGCUCGAACGACUAUCAAGAAUGGAAAAAGCAUACCACUUCAUCAUCAAUACUCUUCAGUGGUAAAAUUGGCGCUGGAAAGUCAGUCACAAUGGCUAACGUUGUGAGUGACUUGAACCGUGACAAAGAAGCCGUUGUCCUCUACUUCUUUUGCCGAUACGAUAUUCCAGAAAGCUUGAAACAUCAGACUAUUCUCGGGAGUUUGGCUAGGCAAUACCUCAACUACUUCCCCAUCCGCAGCGAAGUCUUCGCAGACGAUAUACAUACAUCGAAGUUAGGUGUCGAAGAGUUUAUUGGGUUUCUAGGACUCGGUUUGAUAGGAAGUGCUCAGAAGUACAUUAUCGUGGAUGGUUUAGAUGAUUGUGGAGCCGAGGAACGUCGAAUCGUUCUGCAACAGCUCACGAACACCCAACAGCCAUCAUCGAGAUGGCACUUGGGCAUCUCAGCUCAGCCGACAGCUGACGACUUUGUCAAGAUCCAUUUGAAACCGAACUGGAACGUCUCGCUCCCGGCCGAAAAUCCAGACAUUGAGUUUUUCAUCGAUGUGGAGAUGGAAGCGCGCCUUGACAACGGGGACUUGGCUGUUGGAGAUCCUGCUUUGAUCGCGGACAUCAAGAAAGCUCUACUGAAAGGAGCAAAUGGAAUGUUUCUUUGGGUUGCUCUUCAACUCGAUGCCAUCUGCUCAGAGGCCUCUGACUACGACAUUAAGGAAGCAAUCAAAUCACUCCCCCGCGAUCUCACAGCAACUUACACACGGAUUCUGGAAAAGUCGACAGCUCGAGACCAUGAAAGAUACCAUAAGCGCAUCUUUAAAUUUCUCGCCGCGGCGUAUAAGCCGUUGACAUCAGCUCAGAUAGGCGAGAUGGCAAGCGUAACCUUAGGAGACGAGACAUAUGAUCCCUCCAGGAGGAUCAACAAUAUCGACAAAGUUCUUGGAUUCUGCGGUAGCCUGAUCAUGGUGGAUGAAGAGGAGAAGACCGUACGGUUCGUACACCACAGUGCCAAAAGCUUCUGUCAAAUUUCUGUCGACAGAACAUCAUUGUGGCAAUUCACGAAUGAGGAAGCCCACAACGAGCUUGGUGGGACAAUUUUGACGUAUUUGAACUACGCCAUCUUCGAAACGCAACUUUCCACAAACGUUGUUCCGAUCUUUGAUGCCGGAAAGAUCUCAACUGGUAUUCUUCGUCAGACAUUUCACAAUUCAUGGAGUCCGAUACGCCUAGCAGAGAACUUCGUUAGGGCGAAGACAGCUCCAAGCCGCCAGAUUGGUCAUGUUAUUGCACAAAAUAUCAGGCAACUCAAUACAAUAGCGAGUGAUCACCCUUUUCUCCCGUAUGCAGAGGAAUUUUGGUUGCUGCAUACACGAUUUACGGUGAUACCAUCCACUCGACAUUUGUGGGAUGUUUUGGUCAACAAAUUUGAUCUACCGAGUCUUCCGACUUUACCCUUCGUGGCAACAGCCUGGGCUCAUAUAAUUGUGCCUCCAGAGCUGAAAAAUUAUCCUGGGUUAUUUUGGUCUGUUCAAAACUCUCACGUUCCGAUGUUCAACCAUGUGAUGAAAAUCUGUCACGAUAACCGCUCUCUUCGGUUCCAGUCGCUUCGCCUUAUCUCAUUCCUUAAGGUUUUCAGAGCACUUUCGACAAUUCCCAUAAUCGAGAGGUUCCAUGCUACGUCUGUCAGUCUUGGGAUCGAAUCGCACAUGGCCACGCGUCUGCUGUCUAUGUCAGAGUGCUUCAAGACUCACAAGGUUUCUGAAUGGUUAGCAUCUCAGAUCGAAAUGUCUGCUUGCGACUACGAUAAUCCAGCAGGCAGCGGGACUCUAAACGCAAACCACAUCACUAAACUCGACCUCUUUUCCCAAGUCAACAAACAACCGCGGGUAGCUGAAUUGGACGCGGUAGAUACACAGGUAGCUGUUGUGAAAGGCUUCACCUUCGGGCUACACGCCGAUACACCUCGAACAUACAAGCUCCUACCACAACAACUCGAAAGCCAGCCUUGCCGGUCUCCAAUAGUACGAGAUGGCCACACUCUACUAUCUAUGCUCCAAAGCAACCAAACACAAGAAAUGCUGCUGAGGAACAUUUAUUCCUUCAUCCAGAAGGGCCACAGCAUGAAGGGUCUCGGUAUUUUACCGGCAUACUCCGUUCUCAAGAUGCUUGCGGAGUCGCAGGAACUCAAUCGAACACUUGCAGACCAAACCAUGAUGGAAAUGAUUCAUACGCCAUCACUUGGCUUCGGAGUUCGCAUCGAGGUAUUUCGUCGUGCCUGCCUAAUGGGAAACCUCAGCUUAGCUACUUGGCCGCCAAUUCUCAACAUCAAUAGUGACCAACACAAAACGGCCACGUUGGCGCCCAAUCCCAGCAAAGCAGCACCCAGAGCCGACGAGAUAAGCAUGGCGUUGCAAACCAUAUCCAGUCAAAGAUUUGAGCUAGCUUCUCGGCUUCUAGCUAUGGGCGCAUCGCCAAACGGCUGUGACGCCUCUGGAUGCCCAGUGCUUCACCGGGCAGUGCUCUUGAGAAAUUGGCCACUCGCGACAUCACUGGUCAAUCAUGGGGCUUCGACACAGGAGCUGGAUAGGUUUUGCUUUCGGAAAGAGUUAUUCCACUUCUGCAUCAUGCAUUCUGAUCUAGACGGCGUCAAGUUCUUGGCUCGAUCGGGCUGUCUUACAACCUUGAAUGCGCUCUCCACAGGGCCCGAAUUCGCCCAGUUCACCCCGAUGGAAGUUGCAAUUUUCGAGAAAUCUGACUGGUGUCGUAAUUAUUCCAUCGGGGACUUGAUCAUCGAAGGUGCUCGAUUUGAAUUUGUGGCCGCCAGCGGUCCGUUACGUCGGAUUGAAGAAAGACUGGAAAUGCUUAUCCUCAAUCGCGGACGAGAAACCGGGCCGUACGUUGCGGAAUGCAUGCAGACUCUGGAAGGAGAACUUGACGCUGCCUCCUCAUCAUUCAAGGUCAGCAGCAAAAUCAUAUGCCUCGUGGCAAUAACUACUCGAAAGUUUGUCUUAUCAUACCUUUUCGACCUGCCCAAACAUUUCAGCAUUUGGCCAUUCGCUCUGGAGCAGUUUCAUAGUGACAUGGACCCUGUUUUAGGAUACAUGGACAAUUCUUUGUUGCUAGUGGACCGCUUCUUUAAACAGCCCCUAGCCCCUGAAUUCCAGGUGACAGAUCUGGUCUUGGCUCUGCGGGAGAUGAUGGGGGCUCUGUCGCGUCUCAAAACAGCCGACUUCGAUGACUUGCAAGAGUCCCCUGACCUUCAAAGACAAAUCGACUUGCUCCUUCCUGUAUGGAAGGUACAGAUGAGAGUCUUACAAAUCGUGAAUUUAUUGCUGAGAAGCAUCAUCGCGAUGCCUUCUAAACACAGAUCGAGGGAAACCAGUAUAAUGCCCGGCAUCAACAUUCUGUGUAACGACCUCUUGCACACAUCAAUAGCCGGUAAGCCAACUGCCUUGCCCCAAGACAAAAGCCUUACGGGAUCGAUAUUUGCGCAACAAUUUGAACAUUUUCAAAACGUCUUGGAAGAGGCUUUCUACGAGAUGGACCUACCGUUUUUCCUGCAAUGCUCUCUUAUCCUUGGGGCCAAGUUCCCGCCAAAAACCUUGGUAUAUUUUGCUUCUAGCCUCGAUGUCACUUAUUUGACUGACUCUUGGGAUUUGAGCGGUCCGAGUCCUCCUCAGAACUCCGUCACCAUACGAAAAGAGCUCCGAUCUAUGGGUUGUGAUGAUGAAACUUUGGAUACGCUUGAGAAGGUGGUGCAUGAUAUGCUCUUCAAAUAA